Messenger RNA from Cornus florida, 825 nucleotides. RefSeq names its product major allergen Pru ar 1-like. NCBI's taxonomy places the organism in Eukaryota, Viridiplantae, Streptophyta, Magnoliopsida, Cornales, Cornaceae. Gene Ontology annotation, biological process: defense response; abscisic acid-activated signaling pathway. The record is from RefSeq and is a predicted model, not a curated record. Gene Ontology annotation, molecular function: protein phosphatase inhibitor activity; signaling receptor activity; abscisic acid binding. Gene Ontology annotation, cellular component: cytoplasm; nucleus. The transcript has a single exon. Bases 99 to 581 code for a protein of 160 amino acids.
ACAUUUCCCUCACCAAAACAUUCUUACAAACCAAAUCUAUCCUUUUCAUUCUCUAUCUUCUUCCACCUCUUUAAUCACAUUCAAACUCCCAAGGCAUCAUGGGUGUGAUCAGUUAUGAUAUGGAGGUUACCUCCUCAAUCUCUGCUGCCAAGAUGUUCAAGGCCUUUGUCCUUGAUGCCGACAACCUCAUCCCCAAGAUCUUGCCACAAGCAAUUAAGAGUGUCGAAAUCAUUCAAGGAGAUGGUGGAGUUGGAACUGUCAAGGUCAUAUCUUUCGGCGAAGGCAGCCAAUUCAAGAGCGUGAAACACCAAGUUGACGGGCUUGACGAAGAGAACUUUGUCUAUAGUUAUAGCAUUAUCGAAGGUGAUGCUUUGAUGGGUGUGCUUGAGAAAAUCUCCUACGAGAUCAAGAUCGAAGCGUCAUCUGAUGGAGGAUCCAUAUGCAAGAACAAUAGCAAAUACCACACCAAAGGCGAUGUUGGGAUCACAGAGGACCAAAUCAAGGGUGGCAAAGAAAAGGCCUUAGGAAUGUUUAAGGCUGUUGAGGCCUACCUCUUGGCAAAUCCGGAUGCCUACAACUAAUUAAAUACUGCAUAAUAUAUGGUUUCAUGAGUAUGCCUUUGUAUUAUUACUUAUAUGUGUGGCGUUUUAUUCUUUCUCAAUUUCUUGCUUAAACUACCUUUGGCUUUUUAAAAAGCGGGAAAAAACUUCACUAAGAUUGUAAUCAUCCACUUGUUUGUACUAUUACAUCUUAUUGAAGAGUUCUUAUUUUAUUUGGAAUACCAAACUCUCAUAGUAAACUAUAUACGCAUAUAUUUUUCUUCAA